AUGACUUUGAAGCGCAGGGUCACGGAUGAAGCCAAUUACACACCUUCAAAAAGGCCUCGAACAGGUGCUGCGGCGGACACCACGGAGCUGGACUAUGCUUCAGACGAUUCGGCUGACUGGAAGGUCAACUACACCGAUAAUGGGAAAUUGAGGGCAGAGAGUGAAGCCCGCAGACAGUGGAACUAUGUCUGCCCUACGUGCUCCCAGCGAUUCAACCGACCAUGCCGUCUCGAGACACACAUGCGAAGCCAUAACAAGGAACGUCCAUUUGCCUGUACCGAGUCGGGAUGCGAUAAGACGUUCCCUCGCAAAGAUCAUCUGCAACGCCAUCUGAAGAAUGCUCAUAGCGAUCCGGCAACCGAACGAACAUUCGUAUGCGAUUGGAAUGGUUGCGGGAAGAGCUUCACAUCCAAUGGCAGGCUACAAAGGCACAGGGAUGUCCACGAGUCCAAAUUCCAUUGCACCGAAUAUCCACCGUGCAAUGAAUCAUUCAGAAAGGCAAAGUCACUCGAAGCACAUGUCCAGAGUCAGCACCUCGCAGUCAAGCCAUAUGUCUGUGCCCAUGUGGACGAGGAAACAGGUCAGAAGUGUACAAGCGGGUUCCAGACCGAGGGUGCAUUACAACGGCACAUGCAUCGGGCACACAUCGAGACGCGAGAGCAAGGUCAUUUCUGCAUGUUAUGUAUGGGCACGGCUGGCGAAGUCAUGGUGCAGACCGAGUCUGCGGACCCGCCACAGCUACCGUCGUUUGCGACCAAAGAAGAGUUGGAGGCACAUACAGCCGAAUUCCAUCCACCAGUAUGCACAGAGUGUGGCCAAAAAUUCAAGAGCGCAUCUAUACUCAAGUCACAUUUCGAAACUGUACAUGGCGACCCACAGGAACAGCCACAAUACCCAUGCCCAAGGCUGGGCUGCGAGAGUGUAUUCAACCGAAAGCACAACCUUACGGUGCAUAUUCAAAAUGUUCACGAUAAACAAUUCAACUACGUGUGUGCAGCAGAAGCCGUAAAAAUCUCCAAGCACGCAGAAAUCCAGGCCUGGAACGGACAAGAUGCUUGCGGCGCCUCAUUCAAAGCAAGGUCCUCACUAGACCAGCACAUCCGAAAACACCAUCUCAACCUCGGCAACCGCAAGCAGCUGCGACAAGCCGCCAAAUCCAAAAAGAAACCAGAAGCCUCAAUGCUCACCAUGCUCACGGGCGUGGGCUACGAAAAGGACCGGGACGUACCUUGUCUCGUCAAAAACUGUGCCUACCGCUUCUACCUCGAUCGCGAUCUCCGCCGCCAUCUACGUGCCGAGCACCACAUGUCGGACGCGGAAAUCGAAGAAAAGAUUCUAGAGCGCGAUGCCAUGGCUGGCGGCCAGUUCUGGAUAGGUGGCCUUGACGAGUCGAUGAAUAUGUUUGCCGAUUCGGCGACACCCAGUAUGCCAGAGACGCCUGGCCCGUAUUUCACUCCAGGUGCUACGACGCCUAUGCUACCUUGUCCUGAGCCUGGUGCUAAGGACUUGCAUCAUUUGGGUAGUGGAGCAGGGGUUUUCAAUCAGCAGUUUGAUCACUUUGCGCUUGCUGAUGAGGAGGCGGAGAUGGAUUUGGAGAUGGGGCUGGGCGAUUUGACGCCGGCUGCUGAUGUUCAGGAUGGGCUGCAGUGGGAUAUGCUUGCGCCGGUGGAGCAGUAUAAUAUCGACAUUACUCGUGGUUAG
Bipolaris victoriae FI3 is the source of this 1701-nucleotide messenger RNA. RefSeq lists its product as hypothetical. Gene Ontology annotation, biological process: regulation of transcription by RNA polymerase II. NCBI's taxonomy places the organism in Eukaryota, Fungi, Ascomycota, Dothideomycetes, Pleosporales, Pleosporaceae. Gene Ontology annotation, cellular component: nucleus. The transcript is spliced from 2 exons. The record is from RefSeq and is a predicted model, not a curated record. The coding region runs from base 1 to 1701 and encodes 566 amino acids.